This is a messenger RNA of Vicia villosa (hairy vetch), 2816 nucleotides long. RefSeq lists its product as uncharacterized. The record is from RefSeq and is a predicted model, not a curated record. The coding region runs from base 3 to 2816 and encodes 937 amino acids. The transcript has 5 exons. Gene Ontology annotation, biological process: generation of catalytic spliceosome for first transesterification step; mRNA splicing, via spliceosome. NCBI's taxonomy places the organism in Eukaryota, Viridiplantae, Streptophyta, Magnoliopsida, Fabales, Fabaceae. Gene Ontology annotation, cellular component: post-mRNA release spliceosomal complex; Prp19 complex; U2-type catalytic step 2 spliceosome. Gene Ontology annotation, molecular function: protein binding.
CCAUGGCGAUUUCUCAACAGCUUUAUCCUUCAGAAGAUGAUUUGGUUUACGAAGAGGAACUGCUUCGUAACCCUUUCAGUCUCAAAUCAUGGUGGCGAUACCUCAUCGCUCUUUCAGAUUCUCCAUUCAGUAAGCGUUUUAUCAUCUAUGAACGAGCACUCAAAGCUCUUCCUGGAAGCUAUAAGCUCUGGCAUGCUUACCUCUGCGAACGCCUCCAAAUCGUUAGCAGUUACCCCAUUAUUCUUCCGCAGUCCAAAACCCUUAAUGACACUUCCGAACGUACUCACCCGCAGUUCAAGAUUCUUAAUGAUACUUUCGAACGUGCUCUCAUUACCAUGCACAAGAUGCCUCGUAUAUGGAUAAUGUAUCUCCAAACAUUGACUCAUCAAAAAUUCAUAUCAAGAACAAGAAAAGUCUUUGAUCUUGCACUCCGUGCACUUCCUGUUACUCAGCACGACCGCAUUUGGGAUCAUUACCUGUUUUUUGUCUGUCAAAAAGGUAUCCCGAUUGAAACUUCUCUUAGGGUUUAUCGCAGGUUCUUGCAAUUUGACCCUAAUCGUGUUGAAGAUUUUAUCGAGUUUUUGAUUAGUUCUAGUCUUUGGCAAGAAGCGGCUGAGAGGUUGGCUUUGGUGUUGAAUGAUGAUAAGUUUUAUUCUAUUAAGGGUAAGACAAAGCAUAGACUUUGGUUGGAGUUGUGUGAUUUGUUGACUAGGCAUGCGAAUGAAGUUUCUGGGUUGAAUGUGGAUGCAAUCAUUAGGGCUGGUAUUAGGAAAUUCUCGGAUGAGGUUGGUCCAUUGUGGACCUCGCUUGCUGAGUAUUACAUUAGGAGGGGUUUGCAUGAGAAGGCUAGGGAUGUCUUUGAGGAGGGUAUGUCCACUAUCAUUACUGUAAAGGAUUUCAGUGUCAUAUUUGAUUCCUAUUCUCAAUUUGAAGAGAGUGUGGUUCGUUACAAGAUGGAAGCUAAAGAUGAGGCGAAUGACGAGGAAGAGGAGGGUGGUGAUGAAGAUGAUAUUCAACUGAGCGUGAUUGGUUGUAUGAUGGAUACUGAAGCUGAGGCGAAUGAGGAGGGUGAUGACGAAGAUAUUCGUUUCAAAUAUGAACACUUUGAGAAGAAGAUUUUAAGUGGGUUAUGGUUGAACGACAAAGAUGACAUUGACUUGGGAUACGAUAGGUUAGACUACCUGGUGGAUAGGAGGCCUGAAUUGUCUAGUAGUGUAGCUUUGCGGCAAAAUCCUCAUAAUGUAGAACAAUGGCACCGGAGAGUGAAGCUUUUUGAGGGUAAUCCCACUAAGCAAAUUCUCACCUAUACAGAGGCUGUGAGGACCGUUGAUCCCAUGAAGGCGGUGGGAAAACCUCAUACAUUAUGGGUUGCGUUUGCCAAGCUUUACGAACAGCACAACGAUCUUGCCAAUGCUCGGGUUAUUUUUGACAAGGCAGUGCAGGUUAACUACAAAACUAUGGAUAAUCUGGCUAGUGUCUGGUGUGAGUGGGCUGAAUUAGAGUUGAAACAUGAGAAUUUCGAAGGAGCACUUGAGCUUAUGAAGCGGGCUACUGCAGAGCCAUCAGUUGAGGUGAAACAAAAAGUGGUGGCUGGUGGCAAUCAACCUGUUCAGAUGAGACUUCAUAAAUCUUUGAGAUUGUGGACCUUCUAUGCUGAUUUGGAGGAAUGUCUAGGUAAUUUGGAGUCUACUAGGGAAGUUUAUGAACGGAUUUUGGAUUUACGGAUAGCCACACCACAAGUAAUAAUCAAUUAUGCAUACUUUCUGGAGGAGAACAACUACUUUGAAGAUGCUUUUAAGGUUUAUGAAAGAGGAGUGAAGAUAUUUAAGUACCCACAUGCUAGAGAUAUUUGGGUUACAUAUCUGUCUAAAUUUGUGAAGAGACAUGGAAGGACAAAAUUGGAGAGAGCGAGAGAGCUGUUUGAGAACGCAGUUGAAAUGUCCCCAGCUGAUCAAGUGAAGCCUCUUUAUCUUCAGUAUGCUAAGCUGGAGGAGGACUACGGACUAGCAAAACGAGCUAUGAAGGUUUAUGAUCAAGCCACAAAGGCUGUUCCCAACAAUGAGAAGUUGAGCAUGUAUGAAAUAUAUAUUGCUCGUGCAGCUGAGAUAUUUGGUGUACCCAAAACACGAGAGAUCUAUGAGCAGGCAAUUGAAUCUGGUCUUCCGGAUAAGGAUGUCAAAGCUAUGUGUUUGAAGUAUGCCGAGCUGGAAAGAAGUUUGGGAGAAAUUGAGCGUGCUUGUGGUAUAUAUGUUUUUGCUUCAAAGUUUGCUGAUCCACGAUCUGAUCCAGACUUCUGGAAUAAAUGGCAUGAAUUUGAGGUUCAGCAUGGAAAUGAGGAUACAUUUAGAGAAAUGCUUCGAAUUAAACGGAGUGUGUCUGCAAGCUACAGCCAGACACAUUUUAUACUGCCUGAGAAUCUGAUGCCGAAGGAUCAAACUGUGUGUCCUCAUGAAGCCAAAGACAAACUUAAAGAGGCUGGGAACACUGAUGAUGAAAUGACUGCUUUAGAAAGGCAAUUAGCCCCUGCCGCUGACAAAACAGUGACAAAAAAGAGAAAAGUUGGGUUUGUAAGUGCUGGAGUGGAAUCACAUUCUGAUGGAAGGAUAAAAUCUAAUGCAAACCAUGAGGAAAUUGAGUUACCAGAAGAAAACGACUCCGAUGAGGAAGAUCAAAAUGAGAUUGCACUAAAAGAUGUCCCUUCUGCAAUUUUUGGCGGUUUGAUUAGAAAGAGGGACAAGAUUGAAAAUGAUGGAGAAGUAAAUUGUGGUAAUAUGCUUGGUGCCCUUGAGAGAAUUAAGAAACUGAAACGGAUUUAA